AUGUGGCCGUUGCACUGCCUCGCCCUACUGCUCUGUGUGGUGGCUCUGUGUAUCCAGAUAGUGGACUGUGGCAACCAAAGCUCAAGAGGAGAGACAGGGUCAUCACAGGAAAGGACAGGGACUUGUGAAGUGGUUGCAGCUCAUCGAUGCUGCAACAAGAACAAGAUUGAAGAACGCUCUCAAACAGUCAAGUGCUCUUGCUUCCCAGGACAGGUGGCUGGCACAACAAGGGCCUUACCCUCUUGUGUGGAAGCGUCCAUUGUCCGUCAGAAGUGGUGGUGUAAAAUGGAGCCGUGUCUGGAGGGGGAGGAGUGCAGAGUUCUCCCUGACCUCACCGGCUGGUCAUGCAUCUCCGGGAACAAAGUCAAGACCACCAAGGUGGCCCGAUAG
Messenger RNA from Boleophthalmus pectinirostris (great blue-spotted mudskipper), 390 nucleotides. RefSeq names its product chemokine-like protein TAFA-4. Lineage: Eukaryota; Metazoa; Chordata; Actinopteri; Gobiiformes; Gobiidae. The record is from RefSeq and is a predicted model, not a curated record. The transcript has 4 exons. The coding region runs from base 1 to 390 and encodes 129 amino acids. Gene Ontology annotation, molecular function: receptor ligand activity.